This is a messenger RNA of Dentiscutata erythropus, 221 nucleotides long. Lineage: Eukaryota; Fungi; Glomeromycota; Glomeromycetes; Diversisporales; Gigasporaceae. The record is from the annotation of a GenBank genome assembly.
AUGGCAGUAGCUGAGUUCAAGAUGAGUUUUCCUCCCGAAAUAAACGUUGAAGAGUACUUGUCUAAUAGACCCGAGUAUAAACAGCCAUUAAACGCAUAUAUGAUAUAUAGGAAAGUUUGUGUCCGAACAUUUAAAGCGAAAGGAAUACGAUUAUCUUUAUCUAAUGUUUCCAAGUUAUCAAGUGAGGCUUGGAAGAAAGAGCCCGCUGAAGUCAAGAAAUA